AUGUCUCUGAACUCACAGAAGAACCCCGUCAUCGCAGUUGUGGGCGCUGGCCCCGGCAUUGGCGAAGCUGUCGCCCGCCGCUUCGUCACCGAAGGCUUCUGUGUAGCUCUCCUCGCCCGCACAGAGGACAAACUCCAGAAGAUGGCCCAGGGCAUCGACGCCGACUACGGCAAGGGCUCAGCCCAGUACUACAUCACGGACCUACGACAGGAGAACUCAGUCCUAUCUAGCUUCAAACGCAUCCGCGACGAGCUGGGACCUGUCUCAGUGCUUGUCUACAACGCUGGCGCACGCCGCGUCAACGGCAGAUCCAUCCUCAACACGUCAUCGGAGGAGUUCGAGAACUUCACCAAAAUCAACCUCUUCGGCGCCUUCUGGUCCACCAAGUGCGUCCUGCCGGACAUGCUCGCAGCUGGGAAAGGGACGAUUCUCUUCACUGGCGCUACGGGUGCUCUCCGCGGGAACCCGGGCCUAGCCAGCUUCUCGCCAGGUAAAUUCGGGCUGCGCUCGCUCUGCCAGAUCAUCACGCGUGAGUACCAGGCCCAGGGCAUUCACGCGGCACACAUCAUCGUGGACAGCCCUGUCGACGGCAAACUGAUCGGCGAGUGGUCGCGGAGACAGUGGCAGCGGACAGGCCAGGGAGACAAAUUGGAGGAUGUUGACGGGCACCUGGUGGCACCUGCAGAUCUGGCGCAAACGUAUUGGUUUCUGCACACACAGCCGAGGAGCGCAUGGACGCACGAGCUGGAUGCUCGGCCGCAGAAGGAGAACAUGUUUUCCAAGUUGUAA
Cladophialophora psammophila CBS 110553 is the source of this 789-nucleotide messenger RNA. RefSeq lists its product as uncharacterized. Bases 1 to 789 code for a protein of 262 amino acids. The record is from RefSeq and is a predicted model, not a curated record. The transcript has a single exon. Lineage: Eukaryota; Fungi; Ascomycota; Eurotiomycetes; Chaetothyriales; Herpotrichiellaceae.